UCUUGCAUCAAUCAUCAUAACUAACAACUUCUCUCCGCUCUUUACAAAGUGGCAGUCACUGUGCAAACCCUACGCUCUCUCUCUCUCUCUCUUUAAAAUCUCUCACCAAACUCUCUCCCUCUCUCUCUCUCUCUCUAAAACUUUCUCUCUCUAGAACAGCAAUGUCGUCCUUCGUCGGCGUCCUCGUCUCCGAUCCCUGGCUCCAGAACCAGUUCACCCAAGUCGAACUCCGCCAGCUCAAAUCUCAGUUCCUCUCCAUUACGAAAGAUUACAAUGCCAAAUCUCCACUCAAGCUCAGAGAUCUCUCCGACCACGUGUCCGCCCUCAAGAUCGCCGACGAGGACAUCACGUCCUUCCCAUCUCGACGAGCUCUCCACUUGCGAGCUCUCCUCGGGUUCGGUCUCAUUCCCCCCCCCCCCGCUCUCUCUGUCUAUUUGAAGAUGCAAGGGCGAGUCGGAGGAGGAAAGGGAUCGUCUUCAUCGGAUUUCUUGAAGGCGGCGACCACGAUGCUUCUGCAUACGAUCAGUGAAUCUGAGAAGGCUGCUUACGUGGCACACAUCAAUAGCUAUUUGGGAGGAGAUGGGUUCUUGAAGAAGUACUUGCCCAUUGAUCCGCUUACUGAUGGUCUGUUCGAGAUCGCGAAGGGGGGGGUUCUUUUGUGUAAGCUUAUUAAUGUGGCUGUCCCGGGGACGAUUGAUGAGCGGGCGAUCAAUACAAAGAGAGUGUUGAAUCCUUGGGAGAAGAAUGAGAAUCAUACUUUGUGUUUGAAUUCAGCGAAGGCAAUCGGGUGUACUGUGGUUAAUAUUGGGACACAGGAUCUUGCUGAAGGGAGACCUCAUCUUGUGCUUGGGUUGAUAUCUCAAAUCAUUAAGAUUCAACUUCUGGCAGAUGUUAACCUGAAGAAAACGCCACAACUAGUUGAGUUGGUUGGAGAUGGCAAGGAUGUUGAGGAGCUGCUGAGUCUACCACCUGAAAAGAUUUUACUUCGAUGGAUGAACUUUCAGCUAAAGAAAGGUAGCUUUAAGAGAACUGUGACAAAUUUCUCAUCAGAUGUGAAGGACGCCGAGGCAUACACUUAUCUGCUAAAUGUUCUGGCACCUGAGCAUAGCGACAAGCAAUCUGCAAAAACUGUCACCAAUCCUCUUCAAAGAGCCGGAUUGGUUCUUGAACAUGCAGAUAGAAUGGGCUGCAGAAGAUAUUUGACCCCAAAGGACAUUGUUGAUGGUUCACCAAAUUUAAAUCUUGCUUUUGUUGCACAUAUUUUUCAGAAAAGGAACGGAUUAUCAUCACAAAUGAAACAAAUCUCUUUCUUGGAAGAAAACCCAGAUGAUGCACUAAUUUCUAGAGAAGAAAGAGCAUUUCGCUUAUGGAUUAACAGUCUUGGCAUUUCAACAUAUAUUAAUAAUGUAUUUGAAGAUCUUAGAAAUGGUUGGGUCCUACUUGAGGCCAUUGACAAAAUAUCUCCAGGGAUCGUCUCUUGGAAGAUGGCUAGCAAGCCUCCGAUUAAAAUGCCUUUCAGGAAAGUAGAAAAUUGUAAUCAAGUGGUGAAGAUUGGGAAACAGCUGAAAUUUUCCCUGGUUAAUGUUGCUGGUAAUGAUAUCGUGCAAGGGAACAAGAAAUUGAUAUUAGCGUUUUUGUGGCAGCUGAUGCGGUAUAAUAUUCUCCAACUUUUAAAGAAUUUGAAGUUCCACUCUCAUGAAAAGGAGAUCACAGAUGCAGAUAUUUUGAAAUGGGCUAACAAUAAAGUAAAAGAUUCAGGAAAAAGCUUGCGAAUGGAGAGCUUUAAGGAUAAAACCCUAUCAAAUGGCAUUUUCUUCCUUGAAUUGCUCAGUGCGGUGGAACCUCGAGUUGUAAAUUGGAGCCUUGUGACAAAAGGAGAGAGUGGCGAAGAGAAAAAGAUGAAUGCUACUUAUAUAAUCUCUGUGGCAAGAAAGCUUGGAUGCUCCAUAUUUUUGCUUCCUGAAGACAUACUGGAGGUGAAUCAAAAGAUGAUGCUCACAUUGACAGCAAGCAUUAUGUACUGGCAUUCCAAAAAACCAACUGAAGACAAAUCUGCAGCUUCAGAUAGUGAUAGUGUGAGUUCAUCUGAAGGAGUUUCACACUCAACCAUUGAUGACUCUGCAUCGGAAUCUUCCACAGAUGAUAGCUUAAGCAGAUAGUUGGGCAUUUUUCAUCACCCAGAAUUAAAAACUUACUAACCAAUGUAGCUUCUGAUGUAUAUUUUGAUAUUAGUUUCGGCCUGCUAUAAUAUGCGGAUGAUUGUUGAAACUAUUUGAUUCAUUGUGAGGAGGGAUUGAUUAUAGGUUUUGCUGCUUGUUAGGACAAAGGGUGGAUUGAAGAUUAUUUUUAUACUAAAUGUAUGUAUAUGUAAUAGCAUGUUUUGUUUGAUUAACUUCAAUGGCAAUUGUUUCUUCAUCAUCUCCCA
Messenger RNA from Asparagus officinalis (garden asparagus), 2425 nucleotides. Its product is annotated as fimbrin-2-like. Bases 162 to 2159 code for a protein of 665 amino acids. Gene Ontology annotation, cellular component: actin filament bundle; actin filament; cytoplasm. The transcript is spliced from 14 exons. Gene Ontology annotation, biological process: actin filament network formation; actin filament bundle assembly. NCBI's taxonomy places the organism in Eukaryota, Viridiplantae, Streptophyta, Magnoliopsida, Asparagales, Asparagaceae. Gene Ontology annotation, molecular function: actin filament binding. The record is from RefSeq and is a predicted model, not a curated record.